This is a messenger RNA of Humulus lupulus (European hop), 771 nucleotides long. RefSeq lists its product as uncharacterized. Gene Ontology annotation, molecular function: nucleic acid binding. NCBI's taxonomy places the organism in Eukaryota, Viridiplantae, Streptophyta, Magnoliopsida, Rosales, Cannabaceae. The coding region runs from base 1 to 771 and encodes 256 amino acids. Gene Ontology annotation, biological process: DNA integration. The record is from RefSeq and is a predicted model, not a curated record. The transcript is spliced from 2 exons.
AUGGUGGCAUACUCUAAGGACUUGUUAGCACAGUUUGAAGAGUACAUGAUCAAGUUGGUGCCACGAGAGCAGAACUCCAAUGCAGAUGCCUUGGAAAAAUUAGCCAGUGUGAAGGAUGCUAACACUCUGAAUAUAGUACCAGUUGAAUACUUAACAAACCCAAGUAUUACUGAGCAGGAAACAAUGCCAAUUACUGUAACUGACACUUGGAUGACACCCAUCAUCACAUACCUCGAGCAAGGGACCUUACCAGAUAACUGCAAUGAUGCCAAGAGGAUGAUGAGACAGGCUGCUCGGUAUGUCAUGAUGGAGGGGGUGUAUUAUAAAAGAGGGUACUCUAUGCUGCUACUCAGGCAUGGCAUCACAAAGAGCUUCUCCUCGGUGGUUCAUCCACAGGUGAAUGGGCAGGUAGAAGCGGUAAACAAAACAUUGAAAGACACCCUAAAGAAGCGGCUCGAGCAAGCUAAAGGAUGUUGGGCAGAAGAGUUACCAGAAGUUCUCUGGUCGUACAGAACCACUGCUCGGAUAGCAACUGGCCAUGCUCCUUUUUCCUUGGCAUAUGGUUAUGAAGCUAUGAUACCGGUCGAGAUCAACCCCCUGUCCCAUCGAAGAAGCACUUACAACCAGGAUGAGAACAAUCAAUUACUUACUGAAUCUUUAGAUUUUAUUGAGGAAAAGCGAGAAAAGGCGAGCAUAAGAGUUGCUGCUCAUCAACAAAAGGUGGCCCGUUAUUUCAAUUCCAGAGUUAAAGAUCGAAAGUUCCAGGUUUGA